Messenger RNA from Durio zibethinus, 1361 nucleotides. RefSeq lists its product as uncharacterized. The record is from RefSeq and is a predicted model, not a curated record. Lineage: Eukaryota; Viridiplantae; Streptophyta; Magnoliopsida; Malvales; Malvaceae. Gene Ontology annotation, biological process: regulation of DNA-templated transcription.
CGUCCCACCCGCUGCAUGUGCUGGACUGUACAUUUUGCCUGCGCUAACGCUUUAACCAUGACACAUGCACGCACUAUUCGACAACCCUUCUCACGCGCUAUUGUUUGCAUAGUGAAAUUUACAUCCCGGCGCCAAUUCAAAAUUAAGGGCUUGGGAACCCAAAACUGGCUGGGCCUAGCUUCGUUGGCAUGGACAUCUCCAGAGCUUUAUAAUAAUUUAACUCUCCCUAUCGUGCACCCAAACUCUCUCGCCCCUUCCCUUCUUCAACCCUCCUUUUCUCCUUCUUCUUCUCUUCUGUCAAUGGCGAAUGCCUUGAACCAAACAAAUAUACCCACAUUUAAUGGCAAAGAGAGAAAAAGCUACCAAGAUCCUUUGAUGGGAAAUGCAUUGCAUGAACCUUUACCCAGUUCACAAAGAAGCCGAGGCAACAGAAGAAGGAAAGAGUACUUGAAGGCUCAAAAGAAGGAUUGUUUGAGUGAAAAGCAAGGAGAAGGAGAAGAUGAUGAUGAUGAGAAGACAGAAGUGAAGAGGAAGAUUGUGGCAUUGCAAAGGAUUGUUCCAGGUGGUGAGACUUUAGGGGUUGACAAGCUGUUUGAAGAGACUGCUGAGUAUAUAUUAGCUUUGCAGUGUCAAAUUAAAGCCAUGAGAGUUCUUACAGGCCUUAUUGAAGGCUUGGAGAAAAAGAAAAGAAAGCUUGGAGGUUGAUCAGAGACAGACUGGUUUUUUCUCAAUUGUAAUUUUUUUUUUCUUUUUGCCUAGAUGGUGAAGGAGAGCAAGAUCUCAUCCUCUUUCAUUUUUUUUUGUUUAUAGAUUUUGGUUUAUUAUGUUAACUAUUUUAAUAGCUGAAUGAAUAGGAGGAGAAGUUGUUUAGUUCUGUUAAGUGCAGAGAAAUCAGAAUCAGAAAUUAUUAGUAUUGGUAAAAGCAAAGAAAUUAUAUAUUUAAUGGGUGAUUGAAGAAUGAAGAUAAACUUGCUGGAAUCAAUUGAUUUUACAACAUCAUCUGUUGUUAUGGUGCGUUUGAUCUUGGUUGGAGCAUUGAAGUGAAGUACACUAUGUCAUGGUUUGCUUUUAUUCUGGGUGGGUGGGUAAGAGUUUACCAUUUUAAUCUUGGUGGAGUUUGAACUGCUAUCUGCUUGGAGUCUAGUUUUGGGCCAACGAUGACUUUGGAUAGGAAUUAAAAUGAACGCAUCAUUUCUUAAUUUGUAUCACCAAAAUAGAAAUUUCUAGGCCAUUGAAUCUAUGAUAAUAUAUUAAAACAGUCCCUUGGCUGCAAUUUUCAGACAACUUAGAUUUGGGUUAAAUUAUGAUUUGAAGGUUAAAGGUGGGAGUAACACUAGUUUGUGAGGUUAAUUAAGGAAAGA